Molecule: messenger RNA, 714 nt
Organism: Gossypium raimondii (Peruvian cotton)
Lineage: Eukaryota; Viridiplantae; Streptophyta; Magnoliopsida; Malvales; Malvaceae
Product: 60S ribosomal protein L30
Exons: 5
Coding region: 113-451 (112 amino acids)
Cellular component (GO): cytosolic large ribosomal subunit
Molecular function (GO): structural constituent of ribosome; RNA binding
Source: RefSeq, a predicted model, not a curated record
UUCGUUAGAUUUUAGAGUUUCUCCGCUUCUGCCUUUUGGUGAACCAUUUGUAGCUGCUGUUGUCUCUCCCCCGCCGCCUCCAUCUCGAAGCCGUCCCCAUCCUCCGACGACAAUGGUGGCCGCUAAGAAGACCAAGAAGACCCAUGAGAGCAUUAACAACAGAUUGGCUCUCGUUAUGAAGAGUGGUAAAUACACUUUGGGUUACAAAACUGUUCUUAAAUCUCUCAGAAACUCCAAAGGUAAGUUGAUUAUAAUUGCCAACAACUGCCCUCCUCUUAGGAAGUCAGAGAUUGAAUAUUAUGCCAUGUUGUGCAAGGUUGGAGUUCACCACUAUAAUGGAAACAAUGUUGACUUGGGCACUGCCUGCGGCAAAUAUUUCAGAGUGUGCUGCCUCAGCAUUAUCGACCCGGGCGACUCUGAUAUUAUUAAGAGCAUGCCCGGAGAUCACUGAGCAACAGCGGACGACACAUCAUACUAGGUUUUGUUCCAAUUUAGUUUAUAUUUCUUUUGGGUUUCUGGAAACAUUGAUGUUAAAGGGAUCUUAUUCCGAAAUUUGGAACUUCCUUUGUUGUCUGACUUGUGUACUAGGAAUUGUGUGAGUUAAUUUCGUUUAAGAUUGUUGCUUAUACCAUAUUUUGUUUUGGUUUAUUCUGUAUUUGGAUGUUUGAUCCAUCUUGCCAUAAAUUUGAUCGUUUCUUGGAUUGGUGUGGGCAA